Molecule: messenger RNA, 3489 nt
Organism: Strongylocentrotus purpuratus (purple sea urchin)
Lineage: Eukaryota; Metazoa; Echinodermata; Echinoidea; Camarodonta; Strongylocentrotidae
Exons: 9
Coding region: 107-2236 (709 amino acids)
Cellular component (GO): membrane
Source: RefSeq, a predicted model, not a curated record
UGUACGUUAGUUUGUAUACUCGCCCUUGCUCAGAGCGUGGAUAGGACUACUCAAUGUUAAAACUAUUACCAUGAUUGUGUGAAUGGAUUUCAAUUGAUUAUCCACCAUGGAUUCUCGGAUUUUAUUCUGGACUCAAGUCAUCUUAUUAGUUUCAACAGGAUCGGGAAUAUUAGGACAAUCUCCAGGUGAUGUACGACUGGUUGGUGGUAGUUCCACUCUGGAAGGAAGGGUAGAGGUGUAUUAUGAUAACGUGUGGGGUACGAUAUGCAACCGAGGAUGGGAUAGUACAGACAGUGGUGUAGUCUGCAGACAGCUAGGUUUUCAAGUUUCUUUGAGUAGUCCAAGUUUCGGGCCUGGCAUUCCAACACAACGUAUCUGGUUAGCUGACGUAAAGUGUGAAUCAUCCGACCGACGUCUGAACGAGUGUGUUACAGACGACCAAUGGGGACAGACCUCUACAUGCCCUCAUGAAAACGAUGUAGGUGUUAGGUGCUCAGGCUUAAACGUUGGGAUAGCGCCAAAUUACCAAGGGUGCUACCGUUUUGGAGACAUUCCUGUAUCAAACACAGCAAUCCAAUUCCCGUCAAAUACUAUCGAAGCUUGUUUAGAAAGCUGUUCAAUAAAUUUUAUGUUUGCUGGUUUAUAUGGAGAGACAUGUACUUGUGAUGACCAGAUAAAUCCUUCAGCCCAGCCUAUUGAUAACACUAUGUGUAAGAUGCCAUGCCCAGGUAACUCUGCUCAGCUAUGUGGUGACGCUGAAGUCAACAUGGAAGUCCUAUCUGUUUAUUCUGUGUCUGUUGGCGAUGGCUACGUCUCAUCACCAUGGUUUCCUGGUAAUUACGUCCUAUCAAGUACUGAUACAUCCCAACCAGACGACCUCAUCUCCAGUACCGAUGUCACUGCGUCAUCAGGGAUGCUUUUAAUUCGAGUCCUGGCUUUCGACCUAGCUCCUGGAGACACACUGAGUGUGGAGGUAGGAGGUAUGACCAUCAACCCUACAGAAUCUGGUGAAACCAUGCUGUCCGGGCUACUAGAGAUGACACUGGUUGUGACUGCGACGUUGACGAGGGCUGCGAACUCGGCUGGAGCAUCGGGAUAUCUUAUCACCUUUACCAGAGAUCCAACCACAACGAUGCCUCAAACUACGCCGACCAUAAUAUCAGCCAUCCCGAUGACUAAUCAACCAGAGGUGACUUCAUCACCAGCUGUACCAGUUCCACCAGUUUCACCAGAUCCCAACUCUACAGCAACCCCUCCAGAUGAGGUCACGACUGCAGCUGUUGUGCCAGCGACCCCUCCUCCUCCCACAGAUGAAGCCACUGACCCUGCAAUGACUACAGCCCCUGUCACUAUACCUCCAAACCCAUCCACAUGCGACCAUCCGGUUGUAGAGGAAGGAAGAAUCGUAGGUGUAGACGGGAGUCCAUACCAGGUGGGUCAGAGUGUGGUGUUAGACUGUGAUGACGGACGAAACCCAGUGGAGAAUACCACUCUUUCGUGCCAGUCCGAUAGAACAUGGUUCCCUCUACCAACCUGUACCGCAUCAGGAGGAAUCGAAGUAUGGAUGAUCAUUGUGAUCGCAGUGGUGAUUUCUCUCUGUCUUGUCAUCUUGAUCGUCAUCUUCCUCAUCAUGGCCGUCGCGUUCGGGAAGAAAAAAAAGAGGCGGGAAGACGAUCGGGGUCCUGUUAUCACACACUUAGCAACUCCUACUGAUAAUGACUACAGUGGACGACCAGCUCUUAUCCCCAUCAACGAAGCAUCAGCAAGUGGAUUAGUACGUCAAGGUACCAACGUGAGUACCGCCUCCACCUUAGGUAUUCCACCUCCACCUCCUCCUGCUGCUACUACUCAAUCUACUGAUGCUGUACAACAGACAGAACCUAUCAUCCUACCACCACCACCCUCUCAACCUGCCCCCGACCCACCUUCACCAACCGAGACCUACUACCCUCCCGUAGACUACCCUGGGUCUGCUAAUCGUGACUCCGUUAUCUCCGGUGGUAACCUUGGGAACGAGGAGAGACAGGCUGUAGAUGAAAUUGUCAAUGCUGUCAGAGACUAUGAUGAUAGUCCGGGUGUUGGUUUGUAUGGUUCGGUGCCUCCAAGACAUCUUCGAAGUGGGUCUACUUUGUCAGUCAUCUCUAACCCAGGCCGUGUUACUGAUGGCAGAUCAAGCCCGAGGUACGGCGGAAACCUAAGAUCAGUUCAGUUUGAUCAACAUAAUUAUAGGCCAUAAAUUUAAACCAUAAAUUUAGGUGGCGAGGUUCUUUCGACCAAAGUAGAUGCCGAAUGUAAUUCAAAUAAACAGAGACACUACUGGAACCUAUAGGUCUUGUGUUACUAUACUAUGACUCAUGGAAAAUGUAAUCUUCAGAACUUUGAAAAUAUGGAUUUCAAGUAUAGCUUUUGUCUUUAGAUUCGAUGACUUAUAUUCACUAUGCAGAACCUCUAAUGGACAGCAAAACUUGCUGAUACCAAAUUUGAUCAUUAUUUUUCUUUGUUCUUCACUAUACUAUUUUUCUUUCUUUCUUUAUUGUAUAUUCCGUCGUUAGUUCAUUAUAAUUUUAGUUUAUAAAAUAUCUAUAUAACCUAAACUGGGCAGCAACAAUUACUACGAUACCAAAUAGAUAAUCAUUUACGUCUGUUCUUCACCGCAGACGUUUAUACUGUUUUUUCUUCUUUAACGUACAUUCCUUGGUAUCUUCAUUAUGAUUUUAGUACAUAUUUAUAUAUACCUCUCACAAACGUACGUAAGGAUUUUGUGUUAUAUUGCAUUCAUAUAUCUAGAUGCAAUGUAAAACUUUGUUUAGUGGUGAUGUUUUUGGUGACGCUCUUUAUUUCUCGUAAUAAAAGAGCAUUAAAAGAAGGGAAUCUGGCUAAGCUCAAGUAACAUGCAUUUACAUGUCUAACAAUAUUUUGUGAAAUGUAUGAAAAACCACAUACCCUGCAUAGUUAUUUUCUUAGGUAAAGUUAUAUGUGUUCAUGAAGAUUUAUAAUCGCAGAUAUGUAAAGAUAAUUAUUUAUAUAAAUGCAUUAUUCAGCUACGCACUCAUAAAUGUCUAUUCAAGAAAGCUUCAAUAAUCAUUUUGAAAUAGUUUUAUCAAUUAACCAGAGUAAUGUGUUGCAGAAAGCGGUCAUAAAUAUAAUCCUAACAAAUAUUAAAGGGGCGGAAUGACUGUUCUAAACAAAAGAGUAUUAUCUCAUCGCGCACCCCACCCCUUUCCCGCCCGAAUGGAGCACGUGGAUCUUGAAAUGUUUCAACCAGAAAAGCGACUCUGACUUUUAUGGCCUAGCAUGACCUGUAUGUAAUCAUGUAAUAAUCUUUUAAAAUAUAAUAAUUUUUACUUCAAAAUUCCAAAUCUUUAUUGUUGCAGAUAAUCAGUAAAAUAUCCGUCUGUAUAUCUAAUUUCUUAUCAUAUACCAAUGUCUUUCUUUCCGAAAUAUUUAUACCUGAAAUAGGAUUGAAAUAUAUAUUAUUUUCAAUUAAAA